AGAACAAUAACAAACAUGCCAAACAAAUUGGAGGGCCUUGUCAAUCUAACAGAUCUGGAUCUAUCAUUUAAUGAUCUACCAAGAGUUCCUGAGCCAGUGUACCUGAUUGCCAGCCUGAAAAGAGUAAAUUUGUCACACAACCAGAUCACUGAAGUGUCUACACUCAUGGAUACAUGGACACAAGUAGAGACAUUGAACUUAUCAAGGAAUCAACUUACAGGAAUUCCAGCUGCACUUUGCAAACUGGUGGCCCUCAAGCGAUUUUUUAUCAAUGGUAAGCAUCAUCAGCAAUAG
Messenger RNA from Pocillopora damicornis (cauliflower coral), 294 nucleotides. RefSeq names its product protein flightless-1 homolog. The record is from RefSeq and is a predicted model, not a curated record. Gene Ontology annotation, biological process: actin filament severing; myofibril assembly; barbed-end actin filament capping. Gene Ontology annotation, cellular component: actin cytoskeleton; cytoplasm; nucleus. NCBI's taxonomy places the organism in Eukaryota, Metazoa, Cnidaria, Anthozoa, Scleractinia, Pocilloporidae. Gene Ontology annotation, molecular function: actin filament binding; phosphatidylinositol-4,5-bisphosphate binding.